This is a messenger RNA of Xenopus laevis (African clawed frog), 2088 nucleotides long. It is a transcript of the gene sh3glb1.L, whose product is annotated as SH3 domain GRB2 like, endophilin B1 L homeolog. The coding region runs from base 145 to 1344 and encodes 399 amino acids. NCBI's taxonomy places the organism in Eukaryota, Metazoa, Chordata, Amphibia, Anura, Pipidae. Gene Ontology annotation, biological process: membrane organization. The transcript has 11 exons. Gene Ontology annotation, cellular component: membrane; cytoplasm; mitochondrial outer membrane. The record is from RefSeq and is a predicted model, not a curated record.
UAUUUCCGGUCCCAGAUUGAGAAAUUGAUGCUGGAGCCGCCCCUGCAAGUGUGACAGUCUGGAGUACCGGGCGGAGUUUUCCUAUACUCGCUUGUGUGUUUAGGUUCAUCAGCCCCAAUAGCCAGCGGGGGGUUUUCCAUCGCCAUGGAUUUUAAUGUGAAGAAAUUAGCAGCGGACGCCGGGACGUUCCUCAGUCGCGCAGUACAGUUUACAGAAGAAAAAUUUGGCCAGGCAGAGAAGACUGAACUUGAUGCUCACCUGGAAAAUCUUCUCGCGAAAGCUGAAUGCACAAAGGUUUGGACUGAGAAGAUCAUGAAGCAGACAGAGGUGCUGUUACAACCAAAUCCAAAUGCCCGGAUAGAAGAAUUUGUGUAUGAGAAACUUGAACGGAAGGCACCAAGCCGUAUAAAUACCGAAGAGCAAUUAGCUCAGUAUAUGAAUGAUGCUGGUAAUGAGUUUGGCCCUGGAACAGCGUAUGGAAAUGCUCUCAUUAAGUGCGGAGAAACACAAAAAAGAAUAGGAGUGGCUCACAGAGAACUUGUUCAGACCGCAGCUAUAAACUUCCUCACUCCAUUGAGAAAUUUUAUAGAAGGAGAUUAUAAAACAAUGGCUAAAGAAAAGAAACUCUUGCAGAAUAAAAGGUUGGAUUUGGAUGCAGCUAAGACCCGACUGAAGAAAGCCAGAGUUACAGAAGCCAGAGCCGCACAACUAAAUGCAACCCAGCCUGAAGGAGAUAACAACUUUAUGGUAAAUGUGUCUUACAUGAUCAGCGUGUUGCACAUAAAAUUGCUGAAGAUGUGGACUGAGGAAGUUAUAAAAGCCGAACAGGAACUUCGAAUAACGCAAAGUGAGUUUGACCGUCAGGCCGAGAUUACCCGACUUCUGCUUGAAGGAAUCAGCAGUACACAUGCACACCAUCUUCGCUGCUUGAAUGACUUUGUGGAAGCCCAGAUGACAUAUUUUGCACAAUCUUAUCAGUACAUGCUGGAUCUCCAAAAGCAACUUGGCAGUUUUCCAUCAACUUUUGUGUCCAACAAUAAUCAGUCAACCUUAGCCCCUAUGCAAAGUGUUGCGGUACCUUCGGUCUCCGCCUCGGCUCAGGCACCUUCUGCAAAAAGUUCAUUGGUUACAUCCGGCUUCACUGAACUCAAAGCAUCCAAUGGCAGCAGGAAGGCCAGAGUUCUGUAUGAUUAUGAUGCUGCAAACAGCAGUGAAUUGUCGCUUCUUGCAGAUGAGGUUAUAACCGUAUACAGCAUGCCUGGAAUGGAUUCCGACUGGCUGAUGGGUGAAAGAGGGCAUCAAAAAGGCAAAGUGCCAAUUACAUACCUAGAGCUGCUAAACUGAUUGACUGAAUUUCCUCAAGUGCCGAAUACAGUUUAAAAAAAACAAAAAAAAAACCCAACGAGAAAUCCAUAUUUAUAUGCAAUUAACAUGAUAUAAAGCAGAUGUGUCUUCCAUGUAAAGUGUCUUAUGCAAAUUUCGACUUUAUCCAAGUGGUCAAUGCCUUUUAAGGCGAGUUUUCAUGCAUUAAGUGCACACCUUCAUCACUUAUCAUUAGGAGCUUUUACUUUCUCUAUCAAAGAAUGUGUUUUUAAAUAUUUUUUCUAUUUACCUAUAGUCAUGACUUACAAAAUUGAGUGUUAAAGCCCCUUCUGGCAUUUGGGAAUUUAUUGUUGUCUCAUGGUUCAUUGUGGGCUAAAAGGAGAGCAAAAACCCUGUUUUUGGCUCUAAACCAUACUGGACAGAGGGUAUACAGUACCACCAAAUGUAUGGCAACCGUUCCAGGCUUCUAAAAUUGCCAUAGUGCUCCCAACCUUUUGCUCUCCUUAAAUUGCAUAGCAAAACUGCCAAUAUAUGCCUUCAUGCUUGCAGUGUUUAAAGAUAUAAGCACGAGUGAUGUAAAUAUCCAGCUUCCACUUGCUUUCUGCCACAAGAGGGAAAAGGAAGUUAUUUUAUGUUGCUGAGGACAGUGUCCCCGAAAUGUUUUUGAUACAGGUGAGCCCUGCUACAUAUCAUUAUUUCACACAUGAAUACAGUCAUUUCUUAUUUGUUUGUACUCUGAUUAAUACAAUACUUAUUCACCUUUAA